CUUGUGUUUACUUCUGCGGCACGAGUCCUCGACGCUGCUGUGCGCCCAUUCCUUCCGAGCGCACCCCGUCGUCGCGCAAUUAAACUCAGCUCCAGGGCUGUCCCGAAAUCUUCGCCGACUACCGCAUCCCGCGGCCACCUUUCACCUCCCUGUGCAUCACCACGACCACUCCCGCCUCAACACCACAGUCCUCGAUCGCCGGCGCCGCGCCGCUCCUCCAACACCGCUGCCUCCUCAUGCAACGCUCAUAGUCGCCCAAGUCGACCCCGUCUGAGCCGUUGCAGAGCGUUCGGCGCCCCGGCCGCCUCCUGUGCACUCCCUCGCCAUGCCUGCUCGAGGCUUAGGACGACGCAGCAGCCCCAUCACUCUGGUGCUGCUAGUCGUCCUCUUGAUAGGAUUCUUCCUGUUCUUUUUCUCCUCGCCCAACGAUGCCGCGAGCAAGCUCCGAGACUCGACCCACACCGCCUCCAACGCACUCUCACCCCCCUCGCUCCCCUUCCGCAAAGCAAAGGCCAAUGAGCGACCCCCGCCGCCCCCAGUGGUCCACUACCACAUGAACAACGUGACGACCUCGCGGAAUCCGGUCGAGAACCAGGAGACGGUUCUGAUCCUCACGCCGCUGGCGCGCUUCUACCAGGAGUACUGGGACAAUCUGCUCAGCCUCUCCUAUCCACACGAGCUGAUCUCGCUGGGCUUCAUCCUCCCCAAAACAAAAGAGGGCAAUGCAGCGACUGCAGCCCUGCAGGCGCAAAUUGCGAAAACCCAGUCUGGGUCCCAAAAAAAGCGCUUCGCCAGUAUCACUAUCUUGCGCCAAGAUACCGAGUCCCCGCUCAUCACCCAGAACGAAGCUGAGCGCCACAAGAUCGAGAACCAAAAGGCGCGGCGGUCGGCCAUGGCGAAGGCGCGGAACUCGCUGCUCUUCACGACCAUGGGCCCCACGACCUCUUGGGUGCUGUGGCUAGACGGCGACAUCAUCGAGACGCCGGAAUCGCUAAUCCAGGAUCUGGCAGCCCACGACAAGCCAAUCAUUGCCCCAAACUGCUUCCAGAGAUACUACGACGACGAAAAGAAGGAGAAGGCUGUCCGCGCUUACGACUUCAACAAUUGGGUGGAUAGCCCUACGGCUAAGGAGAUGGGCGCGAGAAUGGGCAAUGAUGACAUUCUGCUGGAAGGAUACGCCUCAAUGCCAACAUAUCGGAGCUUGAUGGCUAUGAUGCACGACGAAUCGCAGGACCCGAACAUUGAGGUGCAGUUGGACGGUGUGGGUGGGGCGACAUUGCUGGUCAAGGCCGAAGUCCACAGAGACGGGGCCAUGUUCCCGCCAUUCGCAUUCUACCACUUGAUUGAGACAGAGGGCUUCGCAAAGAUGGCGAGCCGAUUGGGAUGGAAGGCAUGGGGACUGCCAAAUUAUCUUGUGUACCACUACAACGAAUAAAUUCACAUUUGGCUUCUUCUUCUUCUCCUGUUCCCUGUGGAGAUAUUGGGGACGGAUAGCUUUCUUUCUUUGUACCUUAAACAUUGGGCGGCGUCAUGGACUUGAUCGCUUUCAGGAAAUUUUGUACCUUAUACUUCGGAUUUUAGACUUCUGGGCAUGGUGCGAGAAUGACGAAUCUGCGAACUUGGAAAUACAGCUACGACAACUGUUCGACAGUAUCCCACUUAGUGGCCGUGAUACAUAUCUCAUGUACCUAGCGAUUCCCUAUCUUAGAACGAGCCUAGUAUAUCUUGAAGUUGAUGAGUUCCUGAUCGUUAUUCCACGCCUCCCCACACAUCAUGCCUUCGAUAUAGGCCUCCAAACUUCUUCA
Molecule: messenger RNA, 1805 nt
Organism: Mytilinidion resinicola
Lineage: Eukaryota; Fungi; Ascomycota; Dothideomycetes; Mytilinidiales; Mytilinidiaceae
Exons: 2
Coding region: 326-1435 (369 amino acids)
Biological process (GO): cell wall mannoprotein biosynthetic process; protein N-linked glycosylation
Cellular component (GO): mannan polymerase complex
Molecular function (GO): alpha-1,6-mannosyltransferase activity
Source: RefSeq, a predicted model, not a curated record